AUGAUCGAACUUCUGGAUGAACACUCCCCAAAACUUGAGAACGAUGAUGACUUUGCUAAUUACGUGACGGUGCUUCUGGGACAAGUCAUCAACCAAUGUUUUGGAAAUGAUGCGGACCCUCUAGAGCUGUCAAGGUGGAACUCGCUCAAACAGGAUCUUGACACCUGGAAGGAUCGUCUGCCGACUUCAUUUGCACCGAUUAUAGUAAAGCUGCCGGAUAAAAUGGGAAGGGCCUUUCCGUUCAUAGGAACUUUGUAUCCUUGGCAUGGUACGUAUACUCCCAUGUAUUUGGUUUUUCUGACUUUGGAUUAG
Messenger RNA from Penicillium lagena, 312 nucleotides. RefSeq lists its product as uncharacterized. The record is from RefSeq and is a predicted model, not a curated record. The transcript has a single exon. The coding region runs from base 1 to 312 and encodes 103 amino acids. NCBI's taxonomy places the organism in Eukaryota, Fungi, Ascomycota, Eurotiomycetes, Eurotiales, Aspergillaceae.